GUGCAACAGUGCUCUGAGUCAGCUGAGUGCGCAGCAAUGUGCAUUGCGCAGCGUCGCAUGGUUUCACCCGGCGAUUAAAUAUAGCGAUGCUAAUUGCAUCUAACGUUUUUAUCAAUAUAAUGAGCACAUGGAAGUUGGUGCAGCGACGGUGUUACGACUUGCUCUCGUAUAAAUACUCAUUGCUCGUGAUAUUGGUGGCGUUUACUUGCAUAUUCAUCGGCAUAGUGCACUUUGGAGAGGUAUGGUUGAUAUGGAGCAAGGAAAAGUACGAGGCGGUUUUCCAUUCCUUCAACGACAAUAUCCUAGGAAAGUCUUUCCAAAAAAAAUUGUGCCAACACGUCCCCAUAGAUGUGGUUUACACGUGGGUGAACGGCUCCGAUCCAGCGUUUCUAGAGAGCUUUCAGCAGCACGUCCCCGUUGUGGAUCUCAGUGCCGCGGCCUCGAGAUUCAGCGAUAAAGACGAGUUACGCUACUCGUUGCGGUCGUUGGAAAUGUAUGCGCCCUGGGUGAGGCACGUUUACAUCGUUACCAACGGCCAAAUACCGAGCUGGCUCGAUAUGGACAAUCCACGGGUGACCCUAGUCACUCACGAAGAUAUUUUCCUGAAUAAGAGCGAUUUGCCAACUUUUUCUAGUCCUGCUAUUGAAAGUCAUAUUCAUAGGAUACCCGGAGUCUCCGAUAAGUUUUUAUAUUUUAACGACGACGUUAUGCUGGGUGCCGAAAUCUGGCCGGAAGACUUCGUGACCCAAGCGGGCGGACAGAAGAUCUACCUGGCGUGGUGGGUUCCCGAUUGCUCCGAGAUCUGCCCGUGGGCAUGGGUCGGCGACGGGUCGUGCGAUCACGCUUGUAAUACGACAUUGUGCGAGUUCGAUGGCGGAGAUUGUCAAACGACUGAUGUUCCUGUAGAUAGCGAGAUAAUGGAAGAGGAAGACGAUUAUCCGUACAAGUAUCUGCAAGAUUUUAGUGAAAAUAACGAGUUGAAACUAUUAAGCAUCUUGCGCAAGAAAAACGUCGUUCAUCCAUCGCGAAAGAAUGCACUGGUGUCUACAGUUCGAACGUAUAAUCGUUCGUAUGAUCUGAAUACCACUUCCACGUCGAUCCAUACGUUUCGCAAUAGCGGAAAUAGCAGUUCUAGGGAAUUGCAGACGCGUGAUAUGAAAUUUAACGAUGGAAAAUAUAAAUCAACGAGAGAUCUUAAGCCUGUAUAUUCCAAAUUUUUACACGCUUUGAACAAAACUGCAUAUCAUAUGAAACGAUUGAAACGUUACCGCAACAACAUGAAUGCGGUGCAGUCCAACAAUUCUAUUAAGUUCGACAGAUUCGCGUAUCCCAAUCAUUGGAAGCGUAACGCGCGAGGGCUCGACACUUACGCGGAGUCUUUGCUGUACGUUAAUAAGAUAUACAACGCCGCAUACGGCUUCGAGCGAAGGAGGGUACCGGCGCAUAUGCCGCACUUGGUAGACAAAUGGAUCGUGAGUAGCAUGCAGGAGAAGUUUGAGCUUGAAUUUAAGAAAACGUCUAGUCAUAAAGUGAGAAAUCUCGAGGACAUGCAGUUUGCAUUUUCUUACUUCUACUUUCUAUCCAGCGAAAAACGAAGAGUACCGGUCGGGGAGAUGUUCGACAUGUUUGACACCGAUAAAUCACGAACUUGGUCGGAUAGAGAAAUAAGGACACUUCUAUCCAGAUUGUACCCACUGCCGCUCGAUUACAAUCUAGUCAUGGAAUUCGAAAGUGAGAUAAUAAAUUGUUCGCGUCGCAUAAGUCUACCGGAAAUCAUUGAUGUUCCACCCGGUGAGAGAUAUCUGGAUUCUACUCUCCCGGUGGUUUCUAAAGAACUGAUAUUGAGCUGUGAGACAAUUUUUAGAAGGAUGCAAAUGAAAUUCGGCAAAAGUAGCCGGUAUCCGCAUGAGAUAAUAAAGGCCGGCAAAAAUGAAAUUUUUGAGAUGUUGACCAGCAACGUUUCUUUAACGGUACAAUUGCUCGAUGAGAUUCGGAGGGAACCAAAGAAGUUUAUCUGUUUGAACGAUGACAUGGACCCCAUUCGACGUUCCGAGAACGAGAUCGUUCGCGCUCUGUUAAACGAUUUUUAUCGUUCGCUCUAUCCGCUACGAAGUACCUUCGAACUACCGUCGCAAUAUCGAAAUCGCUUCUCCCACCUGCGUGAACUUCUCGAAUGGAGAGCGAGCCGCGCUAAAGCUAGAAACUUACUACUGUGCCUUCUGGCGUUGCUCCUUAUGCUUACGUUCUACCACGUGUUCUACCAUCACAUGCGCAGAUUGUGCAGAACUCGGGAGUUAUCUACGUUUCUUGUGUGAGGCAUCGAUAACAAGUCCAAAUCUAUCGGUGUGCAUAGAGUACAGUGAAACUGAUAAUAUUAAUUAUAAAUUAAUAUUAAUUUAUAAAUUAAAUAAGUUUAACGACGUACAUUUUUUUGUCCCCUCGGAAGAUGUGUUUGUUGAGAGUUUUUUGAGAGAUUCAUUUUCUAAAACUAGAUAAAACUGAUAUUUCUGUGAUACACUAAACGCUUUUUAUAAUCGCAUUUUAAUAAAAGGUUCAAUUAUAUGUAUAUAUAAA
Messenger RNA from Wasmannia auropunctata (little fire ant), 2574 nucleotides. It is a transcript of the gene Gnptab, whose product is annotated as N-acetylglucosamine-1-phosphotransferase subunits alpha/beta. Gene Ontology annotation, molecular function: UDP-N-acetylglucosamine-lysosomal-enzyme N-acetylglucosaminephosphotransferase activity. The record is from RefSeq and is a predicted model, not a curated record. The transcript has 7 exons. Gene Ontology annotation, cellular component: Golgi apparatus. NCBI's taxonomy places the organism in Eukaryota, Metazoa, Arthropoda, Insecta, Hymenoptera, Formicidae. Gene Ontology annotation, biological process: N-glycan processing to lysosome; carbohydrate phosphorylation. The coding region runs from base 87 to 2315 and encodes 742 amino acids.